UUUUUCUGCACCACAGCCCCGCGUUUUAAUCGGAUUACAACAGACAUCAGAAAUUCAAGACCGACGCGGAAGAUCAUGAUUACCAGUGGAGCUACUUCGUGAGUACUAUGAUCAACGUACAUGGCACGAUGCAGGACACGGAGUUCUUCACGCAAUGAAUCCGGCGAAUGGGACAGAGAAUGAGGCAGAAACAGAUGACUACAUUUUCGGCGCAGGCACUUACAAACUUCUUGCCUUUACCAUCGGAGCUAUUGGGGUCUUUGGUUUCUGCAACAACAUCCUUGUCAUUGCGUUGUACUACAGAUUUAAGAGACUCCAGACGCCUACGAAUUUGUUACUGGUCAACAUAAGUAUAAGCGACUUGCUGGUGUCUCUUUUCGGGAUUAACUUUACCUUUGUUUCAUGCAUUAAAGGAGGGUGGAUAUGGAAUUCAGCAACAUGCGUCUGGGAUGGCUUCAGCAACAGUUUUUUUGGUAUUGUGUCCAUUAUGACGCUGUCCGCUCUGGCCUACGAGCGCUACAUCCGGGUGGUGCACGCCAAGGUAGUUGACUUCCCCUGGGCCUGGAGGGCCAUCACGCAUAUCUGGCUGUACUCGCUGGCCUGGACAGGAGCCCCUCUGCUUGGGUGGAACCGCUACACCCUGGAGAUCCACCAGCUGGGCUGCUCCCUGGACUGGUCCUCCAAGGACCCCAACGAUGCCUCCUUCAUCCUCCUCUUCCUAAUGGGCUGCUUCUUCGUGCCGGUGGGGAUGAUGGUCUAUUGCUACGGCAACAUCCUCUACACAGUGCGGAUGCUUCGGUCGAUCGAAGACCUCCAGACAGUUCAGAUCAUUAAAAUCCUUCGCUAUGAGAAAAAGGUGGCAGUCAUGUUCCUGUUGAUGAUUUCCUGUUUCCUGGUGUGCUGGACUCCAUAUGCUGUGGUGUCCAUGCUCGAGGCCUUCAGCAAAAAUUACGUCAUCACACCCACGGUUGCCAUCAUACCCUCUCUUUUUGCAAAGUCCAGCACGGCCUACAACCCCAUAAUCUACAUAUUUAUGAGCAGAAAGUUCCGUCGGUGUGUCCUGCAGUUGCUGUGCGUCCGUCUGUCGGGACUGCAGCGCAGCAUUAAAGAGCGCCCCCUGGCCAGCGUGGAGCGCCCCAUCCGCCCCAUCGUCAUGUCCCAGCGAGGCUCUGGCGACCGGCCCAAGAAGAGGGUGACGUUCAGCUCGUCUUCCAUCGUCUUCAUCAUCGCCAGCAACGACGCCGAGCGCCUGGACGUCACCUCCGUGAACGACGCGUCCGAGGUCAACGUCAUUCAGGUGCGGCCUCUGUGACGGCUGCCCACGGACGCCCCGCAGAGGCCCCGCAGAUGCCCCGCAGACCCCCCACAGAGGCCCCACGGACGCCCCACAGACGCCCCGCAGACAGCCCACGGACCCCCCACAGACGCCCCAC
This is a messenger RNA of Conger conger (European conger), 1433 nucleotides long. RefSeq names its product opsin 3 (gene opn3). The record is from RefSeq and is a predicted model, not a curated record. Gene Ontology annotation, biological process: G protein-coupled receptor signaling pathway; visual perception. Gene Ontology annotation, cellular component: membrane; photoreceptor outer segment. Bases 155 to 1312 code for a protein of 385 amino acids. The transcript is spliced from 4 exons. Lineage: Eukaryota; Metazoa; Chordata; Actinopteri; Anguilliformes; Congridae. Gene Ontology annotation, molecular function: G protein-coupled receptor activity.